Candoia aspera is the source of this 2883-nucleotide messenger RNA. It is a transcript of the gene FBLN7, whose product is annotated as fibulin 7. The transcript has 8 exons. Gene Ontology annotation, molecular function: calcium ion binding. The record is from RefSeq and is a predicted model, not a curated record. The coding region runs from base 160 to 1488 and encodes 442 amino acids. NCBI's taxonomy places the organism in Eukaryota, Metazoa, Chordata, Lepidosauria, Squamata, Candoiidae.
GCCGCGCUCCUCUCGUGGCUGGGCAGGUCGGGACUGCUCAGCCUCCGCCGCCGCGGGCUGCCCCGGGGCUCUGCAGGCUGGGCGAGCGGCAGUUCGCGCGGAGAAGGCGCUCCCUCCAGCUUUGCUGCCCGCGCAGCGCCGCACUAGCCCCGCGCAGCCAUGAUUUCUGGACUGCGCUACCGCCUCAGCAGCCUCGUCCUCUUCUUGUGCCUGGCCUCGGGUCAGGACUUUGAGGCUUCCCAGAACUGCAUGUCAAAGCAGCAGCUCCUAGCUACCAUCCGCCAAAUGCAGCAGUUUCUCAAAGGGCAGGAAACACGGUUUGUUGAGGGACUACGCAUCAUGAAACACCGACUCACAACUCUGCACAACAUAGUGACUAAAGCCACCCCAGAUCCACAAACUGUGUUCUGUCCUACAUUAGAAGCCCCAGUGAAUGGCAAAAGAUUUGGCACCAAGAAUUUGAUGGAUCAUGAAGUCCAUUUUACCUGUGAUCCUGGAUUUCGGCUUGUUGGUUCCAGUUCUCGGGUGUGUCAGCCAAAUGGCAGCUGGACUGGAGAAUUUCCACACUGCAAAGAUAUUGGUAUGUGCGCAAAUCAUCUGUGCCAGAAUGGAGGAACGUGUGCAGAGACAGGUGACCAGUUUCAAUGCAUUUGUUCACAGGGAUGGAGCGGCCCCAACUGCCAGUAUCGAACCCAGACAGUACCCCCAGCAUGGAGCGUAACAAAUGACCCAGCUUUCAGUCGCAAGCCACGCUGUGCCCAGUUAGACCGAAUGCAACACUGCAGCUGUGAAGCAGGCUUCCAUAUGAGCGGCACUGCAGAAAACAGCAUUUGCCAGGAUGUGAACGAAUGUGAAAUUUACAAGCUGGAAGGAGCCCCUAGUCUUUGUAUGCAUGCUUGCGUCAACACUCCUGGCUCAUACCACUGCUCCUGCCCCCCCGGAUACAGGCUCUUCAGUGAUGGGAAAAGCUGUGAAGAUAUAGAUGAAUGUGCACUCUCAUUGCACAGCUGCCCUAGGGGAACAACAUGCAUUAACACAGGAGGAAGCUUUCAGUGUGUCAAGCCAGAGUGCCCCAAGACUGAUGGAAAUGUCAGCUAUGUGAAAACAUCACCAUUUCAAUGCGAACGGAACCCAUGUCCCAUGGACAGCAGAUUAUGCCAUCAAGCCCCCAAGACAAUUUCCUUCCAUUAUCUCCCUCUGCCAUCCAACCUCAUCACUCCCACUCCUCUCUUCCGCAUGGCAACUGCCUCGGCCCCUGGACGACCUGGUCCUGACAGUUUGCGGUUUGGGAUUAUAGGAGGAAACAGCCGAGGACAUUUUGUGAUGCAACGCUCAGACAGGCAGACGGGAGAACUCCUGCUGGUGCAAAGGCUACAAGGGCCUCAGACCAUAAUAGUUGAGGUUGAGAUGUCCGAGUACCUGGACCGCACCUUCCAAGCUAAGCAUGUUUCCAAAAUUACCAUCUUUGUGUCAGUUUAUGAGUUUUAAGGAAGUUGGUUCAGCAUGGGAGGAAAACAAAGUAUUUCCAGGCUUUUCAUCAGGAACCAUUUCUUUUGUUUAACCAUUGGCUCCCAUGCCACAGUCUCCAGAACCAAGAAUGACAUCAAGCAUGGCUUGGCUUUCUGGGCCCUCACCUGCAUUAAUAUCAGCCACUUCUUCUCAGCACUGCUGGCAUGUAGCCUUUCUGCUUCUAUUCUAACACAUCUUUAGAUGGCCUGAACUCCUUGGAGGAAGGGGAGAAGAGCAAUACAACUUAGUACCAAUUAUUGUUGCUUCAGCCACACUCUGUAGCCCAUCUUGCUUCGACCCGCCCUUUGUCAGCCAACACAGCAUGUUGCACAUGUAGACAGCCUGUCCUUAAUAAGGCUACCUGCAUCCCAGGAGACUUCAAUAAAGGGGAAUACAUGAUCCCUCCCCAGACAAUGUGCAUAUUAUUACUGUAAGAGAUGUCAUUCUUAUUUUGUAACAUUGCUGUAUAGUGUUAAGUGUGGACUGGCCUCAGAAAACAGAUGCCUAUCAAUGGAAUGAGUAUUGACUUGGAGGUAAAGCUGAAUUUUAUCAGACUUCUUUCCUAAUAAAUGCAUGUUGGACUAUACCAGUAUUUCUCAACCUUGGCAACUUUAAGAUGUCUGGACUUCAACUCCCAGAAUUCCGCAGCCAGCAUGUUGCCAAGAAAACUGCAGGGAUGGGCCAGUUGAAGUCGAAGUCCGGACAUCUUAAAGUUGCAAAGAUUGAGAAAUACUGGACUAGACUCCACAUUUCUCUAACAGAAGUAUUGUACUUCAGGCCCAUAAAGCUUCAAAGAAGCAAACACUUGCCGCAAAUUCAGUACUUCAGAACUCAAAUUGAAUGUUUCCUUUUCUGUCUCUGAAGUACAACUUUCAGCAAGGCUGUGAAGAAACCAGUUUUUCAGCCUGCAUGAUAUAUACUUCAUUUAAUACCAUAUAAUACUAUAGCAUCACCAAAAUUAGUAUUUUUUUCACAGUACUCUUUUGUAAUCUAGAAACAUGAAUUUAGCAUGAGUUUGGAAAAUACUUUUACUUUUGUUUGUUAGCCAAAAAAAUUAGCAGUAUAAGAAUGUGUGUGUGACUCCCCCAGUAAUUUGUUUCUGCGCCAUUAUAAUGAAAAUAUUAUUUUCAAAUAUUUUAUUUGGGCAAAGAAAUGUAGGGGAAAACGCACUUAUUUAACACAUCUUUAUAUUUUUCAAUGAAUUUUAGAUGUUCUUUUUUUAUCUUUAGAUAUACCUCUUGGAACUUGAUCAUAGAAAUGGAGAUUUAAUAAACAAAUCUGUCUAUUCGCUCAAAUUUGUGUUGUUUAUUUAGUCUCCAGGCUGGCUUUUCUCUUGCAUAAAUAAAUAAAAAAGACUCUCCAUAACUACCAAAA